AUGUUAACACGGAGUAAAAGAUCCUCAACAGCUGCUGAUAAAGAAAACAGUAACAUAAAUUUAAUUCCGAUCAAAAAGGAAAUAAAAACCGAGCAGAAGGAGGUGACUGGAAUAUCACAUGGUUUCCUUUGUCCGCAAUGUGAAGCUCACUUCCUUUAUGAUGAGUUCUUUGUGGAACAUAUCAGAGAACAUCAUGGUGAAACGAUCAAUGAUAUGUCUACUAAAGAUGUCCUGUUAAACUCUUUACGAUCAUCAGAGAGGUUAGGGAAAGAAAAUACUUCUCUUGUUGGGAAAGCUUUUAAAUGUGACGAUUGUUCUUAUACCUGUAAUGAGAACAGUGAUCUUGUGAAACAUUUUAAAUGCAUUCACACGGGAGAGAAACCCUACAAGUGUAAGGAAUGUUCAUAUAAUUGCUCUAUUAAAUCACAUCUUGUCAGACACCAACGUACUCAUAUGGGAGAGAAACCCCACAAGUGUAACCAAUGUUCAUUUUGUAGUGCUCGGAAAGGUGAUCUCAUUAGACAUAUAAGGAUUCACACAGGAGAGAAACCCUACAAGUGCAACGAAUGUUCAUAUACUUGCUCUAAUAAAUCAAGUCUUAUUAUACACCAACGUUCUCAUACGGGAGAGAAACUCUACAAGUGUAAGGAAUGUUCAUAUUCUUGCUCUGUUAAAUCACGUCUUGUCAUACACCACCGUACUCAUACGGGAGAGAAACCCUACAAGUGUAAGGAAUGUUCAUAUUGUAGUGCUCAGAAAGGUGAUCUCAAGAGACAUAUGAGGACUCACACGGGAGAGAAACCCUACAAGUGUAAGGAAUGUUCAUAUUCUUGUGCUCAGAAAGCUAAAGGUCAUCUCUCAUUACAUAUAAGGACUCACACUGGAGAGAAACCCUUCAAGUGUAAGGAAUGUUCAUAUACUUGCUCUGAUAAAUCAAGUCUUGUCAGACAUCAACGUACUCACACGGGAGAGAAACUCUAA
Messenger RNA from Bolinopsis microptera, 981 nucleotides. RefSeq names its product zinc finger protein 271-like. The coding region runs from base 1 to 981 and encodes 326 amino acids. The transcript has a single exon. NCBI's taxonomy places the organism in Eukaryota, Metazoa, Ctenophora, Tentaculata, Lobata, Bolinopsidae. The record is from RefSeq and is a predicted model, not a curated record.